AUAUACUCCCAGCUAGUAUGGCAACUGAGCAAGGCAGUAAAUCACAGUGGGUUUAAGUGUUCCAUUUGGAAACUAUAGUGGUGGCUUGUCUGUUGGUACUUAGAUAUGGCUUUUGGAAUUAAUUUGUGGAUCGUGUUGCUUUGCUCCAUAUUCUCAGAACAUUUAAGAUCUACUUGUGCUCCACAUGAUGCCCAGAGAUUAAGAGGCUACAUGUAUUCUGGCUCUUCCCAAGUGGAAGAUGAACAGAAACAACCAGGUGACGGCUAUCCUCAGGAUCCAAUCAAACCAACUUUUAGUACUUCAGGAUCUGUCCAGAGUGAUGCUACUCCCAGAGAGACUGGCCCCAACACCCAUAACCAGGAACUAUCCCGCAGAGGCUCUGCUUCAAGCUCUAUCCAGCCUGCCCCAAGAAUGUUAGGCCUCUCUGGAUCUAUAGCCAGUAGAACCUCUGUCAGCCACAACAAGCGUCACACCCGUGCCAGUAUAACCUCAGGCCAAAGUGUCACCAACCCUAGUGCAGUGAAGAUGGUUUCAAAUUGGGAAGCAAAGGGAAUCCAGCCCAAAACCUUUCCAUUACAGCCUCAUUCAAGCAACUCUGGAUCUGUUCAGAAUUUCCUGGGAAGCCAUUUAUUCAAAGCAAACCCCCAGAAUUCUGUGGCACAAAGUGGAAUCUACCAGUCCGUAAGGGAAAUGGCUUCCACCCCUUACCUUCAAGCUCCCUCACGUGGUUCUUCAGGAACUUCACUUAGACCAGGUCCUCUGCAUUUUGGGUCUACUGAAGGUGGGAGUGCAACAAAUGUAUACAAGCCCAGCUUCUCUCAAUAUGUCAAGCCAUACCAGAGUAGAUAUGCCUCCGCCAGUAGUGGUUCAACUUCUAGUCAAUAUGCCCAGAGUAUAGAUGUUGCCUCCAAAAGCAGCAGUAUCCCUAUACUUAGCCUGGGGUCUAGCUCCAGUCUCUUUGCCCCGAGUUCUACGCCUAGUAAAAACUCCUAUGGAACCUACAAGCCUGGCUCUACCCUUGGUGCAACACCACGCCAGAGCAUGUUUACCGCUAACCAGGGUGGCAGUGCUUCAAUCUACAGCCAGAAUGCCCUUGCCGCCAACCAGAAGCCAGGUAGCACUACACCUGCCGACAGCAACCACAGGCAAGUCUCUGGUCAGGUGGGGGACUACCAGCCUAGUUAUGUUGCCAGUAGUGGGCCAAUCUCCAUCCUUUCCAGUUCUAACCAGGGUGGCAGUGCUUCAAUCUACAGCCAGAAUGUCCUUGCCGCCAACCAGAAGCCAAGCAGCACUACACCUGCCGACAGCAACCACAGACAAGUCUCUGGUCAGGUGGGGGACUACCAGCCUAGUUAUGUUGCCAGUAGUGGGCCAAUCUCCAUCCUUUCCAGUUCUAACCAGGGUGGCAGUGCUUCAAUCUACAGCCAGAAUGUCCUUGCCGCCAACCAGAAGCCAAGCAGCACUACACCUGCCGACAGCAACCACAGACAAGUCUCUGGUCAGGUGGGGGACUACCAGCCUAGUUAUGUUGCCAGUAGUGGGCCAAUCUCCAUCCUUUCCAGUUCUAACCAGGGUGGCAGUGCUUCAAUCUACAGCCAGAAUGUCCUUGCCGCCAACCAGAAGCCAAGCAGCAACCACAGGCAAGUCUCUGGUCAGGUGGGGGACUACCAGCCUAGUUAUGUUGCCAGUAGUGGGCCAAUCUCCAUCCUUUCCAGUUCUAACCAGGGUGGCAGUGCUUCAAUCUACAGCCAGAAUGUCCUUGCCGCCAACCAGAAGCCAAGCAGCACUACACCUGCCGACAGCAACCACAGGCAAGUCUCUGGUCAGGUGGGGGACUACCAGCCUAGUUAUGUUGCCAGUAGUGGGCCAAUCUCCAUCCUUUCCAGUUCUAACCAGGGUGGCAGUGCUUCAAUCUACAGCCAGAAUGUCCUUGCCGCCAACCAGAAGCCAAGCAGCAACCACAGGCAAGUCUCUGGUCAGGUGGGGGACUACCAGCCUAGUUAUGUUGCCAGUAGUGGGCCAAUCUCCAUCCUUUCCAGUUCUAACCAGGGUGGCAGUGCUUCAAUCUACAGCCAGAAUGCCCUUGCCGCCAACCAGAAGCCAGGUAGCACUACACCUGCCGACAGCAACCACAGGCAAGUCUCUGGUCAGGUGGGGGACUACCAGCCUAGUUAUGUUGCCAGUAGUGGGCCAAUCUCCAUCCUUUCCAGUUCUAACCAGGGUGGCAGUGCUUCAAUCUACAGCCAGAAUGUCCUUGCCGCCAACCAGAAGCCAAGCAGCACUACACCUGCCGACAGCAACCACAGACAAGUCUCUGGUCAGGUGGGGGACUACCAGCCUAGUUAUGUUGCCAGUAGUGGGCCAAUCUCCAUCCUUUCCAGUUCUAACCAGGGUGGCAGUGCUUCAAUCUACAGCCAGAAUGUCCUUGCCGCCAACCAGAAGCCAAGCAGCACUACACCUGCCGACAGCAACCACAGACAAGUCUCUGGUCAGGUGGGGGACUACCAGCCUAGUUAUGUUGCCAGUAGUGGGCCAAUCUCCAUCCUUUCCAGUUCUAACCAGGGUGGCAGUGCUUCAAUCUACAGCCAGAAUGUCCUUGCCGCCAACCAGAAGCCAAGCAGCACUACACCUGCCGACAGCAACCACAGGCAAGUCUCUGGUCAGGUGGGGGACUACCAGCCUAGUUAUGUUGUCAGUAGUGGGCCAAUCUCUGUCCUUUCCAGUUCUAACCAGGGUGGCAGUGCUUCAAUCUACAGCCAGAAUGUCCUUGCCGCCAACCAGAAGCCAAGCAGCACUACACCUGCCGACAGCAACCACAGGCAAGUCUCUGGUCAGGUGGGGGACUACCAGCCUAGUUAUGUUGCCAGUAGUGGGCCAAUCUCCAUCCUUUCCAGUUCUAACCAGGGUGGCAGUGCUUCAAUCUACAGCCAGAAUGCCCUUGCCGCCAACCAGAAGCCAGGUAGCACUACACCUGCCGACAGCAACCACAGGCAAGUCUCUGGUCAGGUGGGGGACUACCAGCCUAGUUAUGUUGCCAGUAGUGGGCCAAUCUCCAUCCUUUCCAGUUCUAACCAGGGUGGCAGUGCUUCAACCUAUGUCCAGAAACCAAGCAACUCUAAACCUGCCCCCAGGCAAAGCUAUCAGCGCAGCUAUACUCCCAAUGCAUUGAAGUCUAUCCCUAGCUAUGCCAGAGGACCUACCCAGAGCAGGACCAGCAGUACCACACCUCAAAGCGUUGUUCUGGUCUACAUCUACAACAUCCCAGCACGCUACGGUGGCACUCAUAUCCGUCGGCUCAAAGACCGUAUUCAUAGUGGGCGUAGUGCCUCCACUAGCCACUCCAAAACCAGCUCAAGUGUUAACAAGCCACAGCAAAACCACACUCCACCUGCCAAACAGGAGGGUCCCAGCACUCCCUACGUCCAAGUCUCACACUCUACUAGAUGGGAGCCCAGAACAUGACUAAGUGAGAGCUGUAACCACCAGUUGAGGUGCUGAGACCAUGAAGUGAUGCCAGGUGCUGUACUUCAAUGGUUUUAAUAACUAACGUUGAAUCUUAUCCAAGUUCAGUCUCACUGUAUCCAUUAAGUUGUUUUUACUGACAUGUCUGCUUGGUCCAGCAGUACUUUUUGAAUGCUGGCAUUUGUUAAGAUGUUGCAUGACUGGACCUCUACAAUGAGUCUGAAGCUAUGUUGGGCUUAACAUGUGAUGCUUCAUUCACCCCCUGCAGCUGGGGAGACCCAGAGCACACUUCAGGUUCUAAUGCAACUUGACUUAGUUUGUGUACAUCACAACCAUCAGUGGAUUAUAUAUUUUUUUUCCAGAAAUUCAAUCUCAUAUUUAUUUGACCCCUGAUACGUUUUCUUUUAAUGCCAAUGACCAUGACAUUUCUGCUCUUGAUGUCCCCUUAUGAGCCCUACAUUUUGCCUUAAUACCUACCAUAAGCAUGACAAAUGUCUUAUGACUAGGAGUCACACAUGGUUAGAUGGGCAACUCCUGGCCCUAAUUAUGAGACGACAGUAACAGAAUGGCAGUGUUAUUGAGGUAACCCAGAGUCUUGGUUUGUCGCACCUGGAAUUUCACUUUGCAAACCUACCCUGAAUGUCAUUUUUAUUUUUUAUUUUUUUGUGCCUGCUUGACCAAUUUGACUCAAGAUAACUAGGUAGUAUAUUACAUGUAAUUACCCUUGCCACCAGCAAUGUAGGACGCUUCUCUAACACAUCUGUCUGGCGGGUGUCAAUCUGUUAAUGAUAGGCUCAUUAAUGUCCGGUCCUGAUUGAGCAGGAGGAGCCGGUUUGUCAUGAGGCUGUCUGUCCCACUUUCACCCUCUUCUAAUCAGACACAUGGCAUUGCUAAACAACCUAGGUUCAGAUGGUAUUCAGUCAAUCCAAGUCUUCCUCUGUGCUUGGUUGACUGUGCCUGGCUCAGUGGAACCAAUAGAAUAAUCCCUAGAGUACAAACCCAUAUCUGGCAGUCCAGCCAGGCUCAAGCGCAAAGUAUUUGAAAGAUAUCAAAUAGUUUGAUCACAGGUCUGACUAGUUAGCCGUGGAGUCAAGAUUCAGAAUGUUUGCUUACAUUUGAGAUGUUAGGUUAUUGAUGACCUGUUUUACAGCGAGGUGUAUGACGAGCCAGGAGUGGAACAACGAUUUACCCCCGUCUGUCACAGUUAAAUGGAGAGAGAGCGACAC
Messenger RNA from Oncorhynchus kisutch (coho salmon), 4688 nucleotides. Its product is annotated as mucin-17. The record is from RefSeq and is a predicted model, not a curated record. The coding region runs from base 106 to 3462 and encodes 1118 amino acids. The transcript is spliced from 6 exons. NCBI's taxonomy places the organism in Eukaryota, Metazoa, Chordata, Actinopteri, Salmoniformes, Salmonidae.